GGUUUUGGCGCCACUGACGCGCGGGGCAGCCUGGGAUCGCGGGCCGCUUAGGGAUUUAAACGGGAGAAAACCCGGCGUAAAUCGGGCGAAAUUUCGACGUAGGUCUGGUAGGAGGGCGGGCAACGAGCUUAGCCGUGUCGGAGCGAUGCCGAACGGCGAGGAGCAGCGGCAAGCGAGUGACUGCUUUGACAGAUUGUGUCAGGACCUAAACUUGGACCGGGAGACGGCCGCCGAGGCUUGGGGCAGUUUCCAGCGGAUCGGAAGCACCUACACCCUGGAGGGGGAAACUCUACAUUGGCUGGCUUGUGCCUUAUAUGUGGCCUGUCGAAAAAGCAUCACCCCAACAGUUGGCAAGGGAAUGAUGGAAGGAAAUGGUGUUUCAUUGACAAGAAUUCUUCGCUCAUCAAAGUUAAGCCUAAUUGAAUUCUUCAGCAAGAUGAAGAAAUGGGCAGAUAUGGCCAACUUAUCCCAAGACUUCCGAAAGCGAGUAGAACAAUUAGAAAGGAAUUUUGAAGUAUCCACUGUUAUCUUCAGAAAGUUUCAACCUAUAUUUUUGGACAUGUUUCAAAAUCGUCACCAGGAUCAGCCUCGGUUUCAGAGAAGCCGAAAGCAGAGGCGUCUUCCAUGCAGUGUAUCAGAUGCUUUCAGUUUUUGCUGGACCUUAUUUGUUUACAUUAAAGGUAAUUUUAGUAUGAUUGGUGAUGACCUUGUAAAUUCCUACCACCUUUUGCUGUGUUGCCUGGAUCUGAUCUUUGGAAAUGCUUUAUUGUGCCCUAACAGAAAAGAUCUACUUAACCCAGAGUUUGAAGGUUUGCCACCAGAGUUUGGCAGCCAGGACUAUAAACCCCCAGUGCAACCACCAUGUAUCAUUGAGAAGCUAUGUGACCUGCAUGAUGGGCUCAUAGUAGAAGCAAAGGGUAUCAAAGAGCACUACUGGAAACCUUACAUUAAGAAGUUGUUUGAAAGGAAGAUUCUGAAAGGAAACAGCGAGCUCUUUGUAGAUCUUCUGGACAUUACCAACUUCACAGACAACAACAAGGCAGUGAACAAGGAAUAUGAAGAAUAUGUUCUGACAGUGGGUGAUUUUGAUGAACGAAUAUUUCUGGGAGAAGAUGCGGAUGAGGAGAUAGGGACACCUCAUAAAGCUGCAGCAGAUGUUCCAGUUGGCAAAUUGUCUGCAAGAAUGCAAGUUGAGUGCAACCUGCAACAGCACUUUGAAAAAACAAGAUCUUUGACGCCUUCAACACCAUUGACGGGAAGACGUUACUUGAAAGAGAAAGAGCCUGUAGUGACACCAGUGUCCUCAGCAACGCAGAGUGUCAGCCGUUUACAAACCAUGGUAAUGGGACUCAAGAAUACUCCUAGUGAACAUCUGCUACAAAUAUUCAACUCUUGUUCACGGAACCCAAUUGAAGCAAUAUCAGCCCGAGUGAAGGAGAUCGGUGACAUCUUCUGCCAACAUUACUCUCAAUCUACGGAAAACCAGGCUGGUUCUCAUAUAGAUUUUGCCAUCAAACGGUUACGGCUUGCUGAAAUCUUGUACUGGAAGAUUCUGGAGACAGUGAUGGUGCAGGAAAGUCGACGCAACCCUGGGAAAGACAUGACAGUUUUACUGGAGCAAGAUAUUUUCCAUUCGUCGCUGAUGGCAUGCUGUCUUGAGAUCAUCCUGUCCUCCUACAAUUCCCAGCGCACCUUUCCAUGGAUUAUUGACAUCCUGAACCUUAGCCCUUUUUACUUCUACAAGGUGAUAGAAGUGUUGAUUCGGGCAGAAGAGGGUCUCUCCCGUGAUAUGGUGAAACACCUUAACAACAUCGAAGAGCAGAUUUUGGAAAGUCGAGCUUGGGUCCACGAUUCAGCCCUUUGGAAGGCUUUGCAUGGAGCACACAGCCAGGUUCCGACAUGUGAAGAGGUGACCUUCCCGUCCAAUUUUGAAAGUGCUAAUAGUGGUCCCACCCACCUCCCACUGAUGCCUAUGUCUCCCAUAAUGCAUCCGCGGGUGAAGGAGGUCCGCACAGAUAUGGCUGGGAAUUUUAACAAACGUGAUCUUCCUCCUCCAGCAUCACCACUGUCCGUCCAUGAUCGAUUCACCUCGCCUUCUGCAGGAAGUGCCAAACGGAGACUUUUUGGUGAUGAUAGUUCAUCGGAUGCUCAUGUGACUAUAGCACAGAAUAAGGUCAAUGUCACCCAGUCAUCUGGACUGAGGAUUCUUCAAACACAAAGUAUGAACAAUGAAAACAUUGCUCUUGCUCCUGGGCAGACUGUUUUAACCAUGGCAACUGCUACUGUAACCGCGACCAAUGGUCAAAUGCUGACUAUACCUGUGCAAGGUGUUGCUAAUGAGAUUGGAGGGAUCACCUUCAUCCCCGUCCAGAUGACUGUACCCCAGCAAACGCAGGUUGCAGAAGAACCGGCCCAAGUGCCUCUCUCUGCCCAGGCGUUACUCAGCUCUUCCCCCAAGGCGGGGGGAAUUGCAUUAGCACAAGAGCCUCAGGUAGCAACAAUCAGCAAGCCAAAGAAGACAGGUUCACUGGCAUUAUUUUUCAGAAAGGUGUAUCACCUGGCCAGCGUCCGCCUGCGUGACCUGUGUCUGAAGCUGGAUGUGUCACCAGAGCUUCGCAGGAAGAUCUGGACUUGCUUUGAGUUUUCUUUGGUCAAUUGCACAGAUUUAAUGACUGACCGACACCUUGAUCAACUUCUCCUAUGUGCUGUCUACAUAAUGGCAAAGGUUACUAAGGAAGAUAGGUCUUUCACGGAUAUCAUGAAGUGUUACAGAAGCCAACCGCAAGCCAGCAGCCAUGUGUACAGGAGUGUUCUGCUGAAAGGGAAAGGCUUGUCAAGGAGUAUGAGUAUUAAUGAACAUUCAGAGGGAGAGGUCGACAUGGAAACCCGUGGGCCACGAAGUUAUCAAUCAUCCCUGCUGUGGACACUUUCUGGAGGUCUAAGAUCCGUAUGCUCCACGACCACUGGAAUAAUAUCCAACUGUGAUCCCAGCACAAAUAAUAAUGGCGGUUUUGAGAUGAGAAGCCCUCCAGUGACUCCUGCCAGCAUAUCCAAGUGUCCAGACCCUAUGGAGGAAGAGCGUGGUGAUCUCAUUAAGUUCUAUAACACUAUCUAUGUGAAUAGAAUUAAAGAGUUUGCAUUGAAGUACUCCAGUGUAAAACUGGAGUGUGGGGUGGAAGCACCACCACUCUCUCCUUUUCCAAAUAUGAAACCACAUCCCGUGUCUCCCCGACGGAUAUCACAACAACAUGCAGUGUAUAUCUCCCCCCACAAGAACGGCACUUCUCUCACUCCACGUACUGCAAUGAUGUACAGAUUUAACAGGAGCCCCUCAAAGAACCUUAGGGACAUAAACUGCAUGAUCAAGCAAGGGGAACGACUGAGCAGGAAGCGAGCCUUCAUAAUGGAAAGUGACAGUGAAUCACCAACAAAAUGCCUCUGCCAAGAAAACGACGACAUUUUGUUGAAACGGCUGCAGGAUGUUGUCAGCGAGCGGGCAAACCGCUGAGAAUGUAAAGCGUCUAUGUAGAAUUUAUUAGGUAGAGUUGCUAGAAUCAGGUUUGUUUGGAAAGAACCUAGACUCCCUCCCACAUUCAACCAUUACCAGAACCCUGGUUCCUGUUCUUCGGGUACAGAUUCUGUAUGUGCAGAGUCGCCAGGAAUAAACAAAUCUCUCCUGAUCAAUCAACAAACAUCGCACUUCAAACAGCUCAGCAUGUGUCUGGGAAGAAGUGGCAGUCAAUAUUUCAUCUUGGUGUCAUUUACUCCAUCACCUACUGGCUUGUUUCAACCUUGUAUACUGUUAAAUAACAGCUUCAGUCAGCAAGCAAGUCUUUGCUGGGCUUAGAUCCACUUGUGUGUUCUCUGACUAGGUUGGAUUUAGGUUGUUGGGUAAGUACAAAGACGAUCCACAGAAUUUUUUAUGAUGUGUGUAUUUUAUUGAAAGCAUACAGAGGGGUUUAGAGUUUGGAAUCAAAGGAUAUAAUAGCCAUACUGGGAGAUUAACAGUACUCAGUAAAUCACUAACAUUAUACCGACACCUGGUGCAGUGAAAGCACUUUACAAACCAGAUCCCAAAGAAUAACCACAUAGUCCCCCAAUUCUUGGAUUCUGCAGAUGAAUGGUUCCCAUUUCUUAAAUAAACACAGAUGCACAGGUCACUCUUACGUGCCUUGGAGCACUGAAUUGGAAGUCUGGUGGAAUUUAAUUGGAGAGAGAAUCAGUGCUGCAGAAUGGAGAUGGAUGUUCUCUGAUCUGUCACUUUUCCUGUAGCAUCAACACUGGAACACACUGCAUCAGGGGGACAUUUUCUCAUUUCCCAGCCCAUCCUGUGAGCCCAGUGUCAGUAUUGUGUCACUCUGACAUUAGCUAUAAAGUGCCUUAUUGUCUUUCCUUCACUGUUUUUAAGGGGGAAAGCAAGAAUAAUGUGCAACUUGCACUUGGUCUUCACUAUAUGGAGACUUCAGCGGGUCCAUCAGCUUUCUAGCAAUGAGUUUGUCUGCUUUGAGGACAGAACUUUACUGAAAGUCUUACCUUGCUGCAAUAUAAUGCCAGGCUCUCAGCCAUGAAGAGAGUGCACUUUCCCUUUACUUACAACAUUGUGAAAUGUUGAUGUGUAGCUUGCAGAAGUGUAGUGUGUUAACGUGGUGUAACCAUGGUUCUCCAUCCCGAGGGCCUGUGCAUGUGUUGUCCCAAAGUGUCAUAGACACUGCCUAUCUGUAGUAUGUGAUGGUGACUCAGUGAGUUAGGCCAGGAAUUGGUGCUUGAAUGCAAACUAGGCUGAUGGGAAGUGUGACGACUUCCAUUUAAUAAUCAUACGAUCAGGGACAGUUUGAGCAUUGAGACAACAGUUUGGAUUCCAAGUGCUAUCUUUUGUGUUUAUGGAUCCUCUAGCCCAGUGCCGCACUUCCGAGUUGAUCCAUUUAUAGUUGUGUGCCCAUUUAGACUUUGCUGUGGUAAAGCUCAGGCAGUGAGCCAGCUAGUGAUCCAAUCUCUGGUAGAGCCUCACAUCCACAUUCAGGACACAGUCUGUGGCAUAGGCUGCUCCAGAUUCUUCACCUCUCUGUCACCACAGGUUGGGGAGUAGCACCACACCACAAUGUUGAUACAGUUUAGGGAGUGCUUUGCUUUACUUUGGGGCCCAAGGCAAACAUGAUCUGGAAUGCUUGAGGCUGAUUUUAUCACAAAAAUGCAUUAAAUAGAUGAACUAACAGUAUCAGAUUCGGGUUUAAUAUCACCGGCAUAUGUCAUGAAAUUUGUAUAGGAAUCUUUUCUGUAACUUUCUGGGUCACUGGUGCAUCGGAUAGUGCUGCUGCCUUGUGGCUUCAGCAACCUGGAACUAACCCUGAACUCCAUUACUUCUGCGUGGAGUUUGCAGAGAAUGUGGUUCUCUGCUGAAGCUCUGGUUUCCUCCCAUGAUCUGAAGUGUAGCUGGAUGCCAGGAGAAUUGGGGGUUGACAUAUCGGAAACUAGGUAAGGGAAUGGGAAUGCUCUGCAUGCUGAAAUAUAAUCAAAGGCCCAAAUGGUCGUCUUCCAUGUUGUCAGGAAAUGAGAUACUUCCCCUGUAGGGAAGUCAGGUUCUACCAGUGCUAAUCUCUGUGGACAACAGAAACAAGAGAAAAUAUAUGGACUUCAGUUCCUAUUGAUCUCAAGAUUAAUCACACCUGCCCCGUGCAUAGGGAAGUCUCACUGACAUCCCAGUAUUCCAUUUCAGAUACUCUGAUUCAAUCUGUAUUUGUCUAAUGUAAAUGUUACAGCCUUCUACUGGUGGUCUAACCUGCAGCAAAAGUACCAGAUCUCAGAAGGUUCACACAAGCUUUAAAUUUACUCCUGCAUAGUCUGCAAUAUGGUGUGUUUGUUUUAACUAUUGUGUAGCAUCUACACACAAUUCCCUUUACAUUAAUUUCCUGUUUUGAAGAAUAGAAUGUAUAUUUGUAUAGUUUAGAUUACUCUAUGAGUUAAUAUUUGUACUUUAACGCUUUAUAUAUGGAAUUGAGAGACGAUUUCUGCUUUUGAAUGAGAAUGAAAAUGUUAAGAAAAUUAUCAGUUUAAAUUUUUACCUCUGGAAUUUUGUUCCUUUUGGGAUUUUUGUUCCUCUCUCAGAUGUUGACAGCGAGUCUGCUAUUUCCAGCUUUAUCUCAGGCCAGAGGGUUUGGAGAACCAGGUUUGUCCCUCAUAUUCUGCCUCCCUGGUUGAGUAAAAGUUUCACUCUAAGCCUCAGCUUUGAGCAUUGGGUCCUGAGCAUUACUAUCCAAUAGUGGUGCUCUUGUAUCAGUUAUACUUUGGCCCAUUGAAGGGAAUGAUUUUCCUAGAUUAGUUCAGUACCAUAAUGUAAAUAUCUUAUGGCUAAUGUUCUGCAGGGGUUUCCAGACUGCAUUAACUACAACAGAAUGGCCAGAGGAACAGUUGAGUACUGUUUACUCUAUUCUCACAUGGGAAUGCAGUUCCCAAUAAAAUUGUCUCUGAUGCAGUUGAGAACUGUUCCAUACAUGGCAUUGAUCAGUGACACUAUAGUCGGAUUAAGUAUUGCCACGAAGUUUAGAGCUGCCAGGAUGUAAUGACCAGAGGAAUAUUGCUUUAUCCUUGCCAAUGUAUCAUGUGUGGAAGAAGUCUCUGCUCCUGGACCCAUCAGGAAUCAGCAGUUGUCGGUGCUCUACUAGAUUCCUACAGGAAUUGUCCAACAGUGAACCCAAAUUGCACACUUUAAUACUUGCUCACCUUGUGAUAACUUUCCAUUUUGGUUAAUGAGUUUUGUUUUUACCCAUAUGAGAAUAGUAAUACUGUUUAUCUUAAAUAUCUUUUACUUUUGAGGAAUGGUUUUUAAAUAAAGUAUUUACCUGC
Molecule: messenger RNA, 6840 nt
Organism: Hypanus sabinus (Atlantic stingray)
Lineage: Eukaryota; Metazoa; Chordata; Chondrichthyes; Myliobatiformes; Dasyatidae
Gene: rbl1
Product: retinoblastoma-like 1 (p107)
Exons: 23
Coding region: 146-3508 (1120 amino acids)
Biological process (GO): regulation of transcription by RNA polymerase II; negative regulation of G1/S transition of mitotic cell cycle; cell differentiation
Cellular component (GO): transcription regulator complex; nucleus; chromatin
Molecular function (GO): RNA polymerase II transcription regulatory region sequence-specific DNA binding
Source: RefSeq, a predicted model, not a curated record